AUGUGGCAAUUUUCAUUGUUGAGCAAGUCAUCCUUGCUUAUAUUUGUUCUGCUCUUCAACUCUAAACCAAUUCUAUCUGACCAUGAUUGCUACAGGCGUAUACAUGAUUGCUAUGGGAACGACGUAUGUUAUUCUAGCAGUUGGUCUUUAGAAAAAAUAAAUCUGAGUGACUAUGAACCAUGCAGAGCUCUUGUUCUGUGUUCCUACUACUGCUCAAAGGCAAGUUCCUGUAAGAGUUAUGAUUUUAGAACUGAUACUGGCGUCUGCAGGCUUCAUAACUCAGUGUCUGACAGUUUUUAUGCAAAUCCUUCAUGCUCCCUUUAUGUCAGAGCAGACACAGUCACCAAGUUUACAAUUUAUUCUUUUUAUCUGUUCAGUGUGUACGUGAACGGAGUCCUGAAAGCAACAUUCAUCCAAAGUUAUUUUAACUUCAGCCUGAAACUUGCUGAUAUGACAGUUGCUGUCGCCAGUUACAAAAACCCAUUUAACCAAAUUAACAAUUUCGGAUUUUUCCUGACAAGCUCUUCCAGCGGUCUUCCAAUGAAUGUUGACAACACCUGGAAGUGUACACAAACAUUUCAGGACAACUGGUUUAGCAACAGUUUUGACGAUUCUUCUUGGCCCAAUGCUGUUACUUUUCAAUAUUUUCCAAACUGUAUUUCAUGUUACGACUGUGAUUCUAAGCCUAUAUUGGCAGUUUACUGCCGAAAAAACUUAGAAGUAUCAGCCAUGGUAUCAACGGAGAAAAACACAUUCAAACUCGGUCACAAGACCAGAUACUCCAACCAUUAA
Messenger RNA from Helobdella robusta, 792 nucleotides. RefSeq lists its product as hypothetical. NCBI's taxonomy places the organism in Eukaryota, Metazoa, Annelida, Clitellata, Rhynchobdellida, Glossiphoniidae. The record is from RefSeq and is a predicted model, not a curated record. The coding region runs from base 1 to 792 and encodes 263 amino acids. The transcript has 4 exons.